This is a messenger RNA of Labrus bergylta (ballan wrasse), 2367 nucleotides long. Lineage: Eukaryota; Metazoa; Chordata; Actinopteri; Labriformes; Labridae. The record is from RefSeq and is a predicted model, not a curated record.
UACCGCGGACCGUCGGAGCAUCUUUUGCAAGCAACAUCAGCUGCAACCAAAUAAUGGCAAAACCUGCAGGGCAAUUCACAGGACGUGUUCAGGGUUGAACCAUGUGGUGAGGAGCGGUAUGCCAUGCAGAGGAGACACAGCAGCAACACGGAUGGCAUGCCCUCUGACAGGAGCCGAAGCCAAACUUUGGGAUCAGAGAGCAGUCUGGAUGAGGGUGGCGUGUUCGACUGCCUGAAGCCCGACUCGCCCGCUUCACCCCAGCAGAUGUUCUCAGUGGUAGGUGUCCCCUCCAGCUCAGUCUCCUCUGCCCAGUUCCAGGCAGCUGGCUUAGUUCUGGGCUCUCCCCCUGAAGUUUUUAUCCAGAUGACUGCAUCGUCCAGGGAAGAAGGUGGCCCUCAUCGUACAGAGGGUGGACCUUUUCUUCCUCGACCGCCCCCACACCACCACCAUCAUCAUCAACAUCACCACCACUUCCACCACCAGCCCCUUCAGCACAGGACCUCCUCACUGCUCCAGCAGGCCACCACAGGGGCCGCCUCAGAGAGGCACAGCUCCAGGGAGGAGACCCAGGAGGACCCGUCAAACCCUGCUCCGGCCCUGUCUGAGUUAAAGGCAGUGGUAACAUGGCUGCAGAGAGGCUUCCCCUUCAUCCUCAUUCUGCUGGCUAAAGUCUGCUUUCAGCAUAAGCUAGGGAUUGCUGUGUGUGUUGGCAUGGCCAGCACAUUUGCCUAUGCCAAUUCAACAUUCAGGCACCAGGUUUCGCUACGGGAGGAACGUUCUGUAUUUGUUGCUCUGUGGAUCCUGAUGUUCCUCACGGGGAAUAUAGUUUACAUUUACUUCACUUUUAGUCAAGAGGAGCUACACAACAGGGAGCGCUCCUGUUCUUGUUUGGUUUGUCCUCCUCAUGUUUGCCAACUGCUUCACAGUCUCCUCUGCUAUUAUGGUCCUCAAUUGUGUUUGUCUAUCCAGGGAAAGUUCUACCUGCUGAUCGAGGAGCUGAGCCAGCUGUUCAGGGCCCUGGUACCUAUCCAGCUGUGGUACAAGUACAUCAUGGGAGAAGACCCGUCCAACAGUUACUUCCUGGGAGCCACUCUAAUCAUUAUCUACAGCCUUUGCAAGUCCUUUGACAUCUGUGGACGUGUAUCCGCCAUACGAAAGGCCUUGGUCAUGCUCUGCAGCUCCCAGAGUUAUGGAGUCAGAGCAGGCAGUCAGCAGUGCAGCGAAGCAGGGGAUGUUUGUGCAAUCUGUCAGGCUGAUUUCAGAGAACCCAUCGCCCUACUCUGUCAGCAUGUUUUCUGCGAGGAGUGCCUGUGUUUGUGGUUCGACCGGGAGAGAACAUGCCCGCUGUGCCGCUCCACCGUCGUUGAGACCCUGAGAUGCUGGAAAGACGGCACAACCUCGGCUCACUUCCAGAUCUACUAAGCUUUGACAACAAAUCAUCAGACAAAGAAAGAUGUGAUGUGAUUAAUGCUGGUUAUAUGUAUCUUGGAUUAUUUAUUCCGGUUUAUCUUUGUUUGGUAACUCAAUAAGGUUAAGCAUAAUUAUGCAGAGGCUUUUCAAACGAUUAGAAGAGAAAAACGAAUCACAUUAUUUUUCUCUGUGGACAAAUGGAGCAUUAUUUAAUUCACAGCCUUAUUAUCAACAUGGUAUUCGUUUGAAUAGGAAACAUAAAUCUGGACUAAAGUCAGUUUAACUAUUAGAUUCUUGACACACAGUCAUGCCAACAGUCACAUUUUGUUUACCUGUAGACUUAGCCACUGUUGUAAACUGUGAUUGUCAUUCACAGGAAACAUUCUAAGACAAAGUUACUUAAAGUGAGUUUAUGAUCAAAUACUGACCGCAUUCACUCUCCUUGAGGUAAGUGCCGUACUUUGUAUGAUUUUAUUUAUGGUAUUUUCAUGGUUGUGUAUAUAAUCUUUUUUUUUUUUCAAUGAGUAUUGAACAUUUUUUUUAUUUAUUAUGUAUUUGAAAAUGGGUUACUCUGACGUUGAUCAAACAAAAUAUCAGGAAGUCAAAAAAAUCAGUCCAAACAUAUUUUCAAAGCGCAAACAAGUCGUUUAGAAAUGAAUAAUGUGAUUAAAUAUUGAGUGAUAAAAGUAAGUUGGUGUGUAACUUCAUCCAUUCUGUAAACAGCACAUCCUGUUAUAAUGUUUAUUGUGAGAUCCAGGCACCACAAGCAAAACCCAUUUUGUAGUUUUGUAUCAUGACUGGUGCAGAAAUUGUUAGUUUUGCCUGUGCGUACAUUUGCUUCUCUUCAAUUAUGCAAAAUGUGUUAAAUUUGUUUCCUAUUAAGGGUAUCAUGAAUUAUUUCUUUUAGAAUUAUUUCAUUUUGGGUUGCAUACUAAUAAAGAACGACUUCAAAGUGCA